Penicillium cinerascens is the source of this 1599-nucleotide messenger RNA. Its product is annotated as cytochrome P450. NCBI's taxonomy places the organism in Eukaryota, Fungi, Ascomycota, Eurotiomycetes, Eurotiales, Aspergillaceae. Bases 1 to 1599 code for a protein of 532 amino acids. Gene Ontology annotation, molecular function: oxidoreductase activity, acting on paired donors, with incorporation or reduction of molecular oxygen; monooxygenase activity; iron ion binding. The record is from RefSeq and is a predicted model, not a curated record. The transcript has 3 exons.
AUGCUCGUGGAACCAGUGGUGAAGAGCAUGACGGCACAGCGACUGGCGGUCGACCUGGCCGCGGUGUUGGCCGUGCUUACAAUCGCUUACGCACUUUACAACUGCCUCGUGCACCCACUUCGGCGCAUUCCAGGCCCUUUUUUGGCAUCUAUCACACCGUGGGUCCAGCUUUAUCACGGUCUGAAGGGAGACCGGCAUCUGUGGCUGCACAAACUCCACAAGAAAUACGGGACGCACGUGCGAGUUGCGCCGAAUUUCGUCUCGGUCAACUCGGACAAGGGACUUCAUGAUAUCUACGGACACGGGAAGAGGUUGCAAAAGGCGGAUUUCUACAAUGCCUUCCCGGCGAUCAAGGGCGUGUACAACACGCACAACGCAAUCGAUAAGACGAUGCACGGCCGCAAGCGGCGCGUGCUGAGCCAGGCAUUCUCAGAGAAUGCGCUGAAGGGAAUGGAGGAUGUGAUGCUGCUGCAUGUGCGACAGCUCUGCGCGGUGAUGGCAGGGUUUGACGAGAAGGAUGAGAGAAAGGGUGACGAUCGCAAGGGCGUCGUGCGCAACAUGGGCAACUGGUUCAGCUACCUGUCGUACGACGUGAUGGGUGAGCUCUGCUUUGGAAAGAGCUUUGACAUGCUCAUUGGCGAUACUCGACGACACAUGAUUGGACUGGUUGAUCGCGCUGCGAAUCGACACUACGUCUGUGGACUGUGGAUGCCGCUGGACCGGUGGCACCUUGACCAGAUCUUCAUUCGAAGACUCACGCAGGACCGAUGGAACUUCAUCAUGAACUCGCGCGUCGAGGCUAACAAGCGUGCUCAGGAACGUGCUCAGGCCGGUCGUGAAGCCAAGAAGGACUUCUUCUACUACCUGCUCAACGCAAAGGACCCCGAGACGGGCAAGGGCCUUAGCACCCCCGAGCUGUGGGGUGAGGCCAACGUGCUCAUGAUUGCGGGCAGUGAUACGACUUCGACCACCUUGGCAGCUACACUGUUCUACCUGGUUCGGUCUCCGGCUGCACUGGCCAAGGUGUGCGCCGAAGUCCGCGGCGCUUUCACCGAGGUCGAGGAGAUCGUGAGUGGUUCACGCCUGAACGAGCUCGGAUAUCUCAAAGCAUGCAUCGACGAGGCUCUGCGCCUCGCACCGGCCGUACCAGGCGCACCACCGCGCGAAGUCAUGGAGGGCGGAGCGGUCGUCGACGGUGUCUUUUUGCCCGCAGGCACGGACUGUGGCACCCCCGUCUACUCCAUCCAUCGCCAGGAGCAGUACUACCGGUCGCCGGAGGAGUAUAUUCCCGAGCGCUGGAUCGAGGGCGCCACCUGCGCAUCAUCGGGCGCAUCGUGGACGACCAGCAAGGAAGAUAUCGAAACGGCACGUCGCGCAUUCUGCCCGUUCAGCAUUGGACCGCGCGGGUGCAUUGGAAAGAGCAUGGCAUUUAUGGAAAUGCGUCUGACAUUGGCACGACUUUUCUUCCUCUUUGACAUGUCGCUGGCAGACCGUCAAGGUGAGGAUGCUGGAGGCCACCUGGCGCUGGUGGACCACUUUACCAGUGCAAAAGAUGGACCGAACGUGGAGUUCUCAAAAGUAAUUCCGACCAGAGCAUAG